CUCAGUAUCCUGUGCCCUUUGAUCGCAGCCAUGGCUUCUCCUUCCACCUUCUUUCUCUUCCUUCUCUUCAUCCUCCUCACUUUUCACGCUAACGCAGAAAGCAUAAUUCUCGAAGAGGGUUUCACGGUCACCACCGUCCUCGACGGCCACAAGAUCAACGUCAACCCUCACUCCAUCCUCCAGCGAUCCGGUUCCUCCGAUCUCAUCCUCCUUGAUUCUACAAACAGCGUUUUCUACACCCUUCAAUUCCCCAUUUCCAGUGAUAGUAUUGUGAGGAGGCUUUCAGGAGAUGGGUCUGCGGGGUAUAAAGAUGGGGAUGUGAUUUCAGCUGAGUUUAACAAACCCAAAAGCUUUGCUGUUGAUCUUAAAGGAAAUGUGUACGUUGCUGACAAGAACAACAAGGCCAUUAGGAAAAUCUCUAGCAAUGGUGUGACUACAAUUGUUGGAGAUUUCUCAGAAAAGUCAAGCAGAAAAAAUGGACUUUCACAAAAUGUAUCACUUUCAAAUGAUUUUGAGCUAGCGUUUAUUCCUGGCCUGUGUGCUUUACUGGUCUCAGAUCAUAUGCAUCAAUUGAUCCAUCAGAUUAAUUUGAAGGAGGAGGAUUGUACCUUUGGAUCUAACUCUGGGCUAGGUGCAGCUAUGAUUUGGACUUUAGGAUUAGGACUAUCAUGUUUACUAGGCUUGGUGAUUGGGAUCGCAGUUGGCAGGUAUCUCAUCCCUAAUGAAGGUUUGAACCCUUGCCAUUUUGCCACGACAUGGAAGCAUUGCCUAACACCUCUGGGGAAUCUAGUUCAGAUACUCUACUCCGGCAACAAAAGCGCAGCUGCUAGCAAUAUCUGCUCGUUCCUGAUCCAACUGGGGAAAUUUAUUGUCUCUUAUCUUCUUCUGUUUAGAUUCAUCUUAGCUUCUCGAAGGCCAUGUCUAGAAUCUGUGUCAUUGAUGGAUUUAGAUGCAUGCAACAGUGGUGAGGUAACAAAGUCAAGUAAGUAUCAUGAUCAGUUGAAAGAAUUGAUAAGCUUUGAUGAAGAACUUAUUGGCUCAACCAGCAAAAGAACCUUCAAUAAUACUAGGGGAAAGAGUGUUGGGAUUCUUGAGUACCAUGGAGAUGAUGAUGUCAUAAUACAGGCUAACAUGGUUCCUACAGGUAGCAUUCUUCAUCAAGGUGGUGUUCUUAAGCGUAGACAUGGUGGUUUGUAAGAGAAUACUUUGUUGUAUGUACUUUGUUAUCAAUGUUCUGUAAACUAGUGUGCAUAUAUUUUGAUCAACAUCAUUUUUUUU
Arachis stenosperma is the source of this 1278-nucleotide messenger RNA. RefSeq lists its product as uncharacterized. The record is from RefSeq and is a predicted model, not a curated record. The transcript has 6 exons. The coding region runs from base 31 to 1197 and encodes 388 amino acids. Lineage: Eukaryota; Viridiplantae; Streptophyta; Magnoliopsida; Fabales; Fabaceae.